This is a messenger RNA of Coccinella septempunctata (seven-spotted ladybird), 1415 nucleotides long. RefSeq names its product protein ABHD13 (gene Bem46). The coding region runs from base 294 to 1352 and encodes 352 amino acids. Gene Ontology annotation, cellular component: membrane. Gene Ontology annotation, molecular function: palmitoyl-(protein) hydrolase activity. Lineage: Eukaryota; Metazoa; Arthropoda; Insecta; Coleoptera; Coccinellidae. The record is from RefSeq and is a predicted model, not a curated record. The transcript has 3 exons.
UAUGAGUCAUAGAAUUGAAAUGAAAAGCGAUAUUAGUAUUCUGUGAUAUUUAUCUUUUCGCAUUAUUUUUGCAAACAAAUUACAAGUAGAUUCUAUUCGAAAUAGAAUAAAAAUUAUGUGACGAAAAUCAGCUAUAUCUUUAAUUUCUCAACUCUUUCUAGUCGGGUCAUUGUUAGGUUAAUUCUAAUGCUGAUCAUGUGAGAUGAAUAUGAUUGGUUAUAAUCUAAAUAUUCGGUUUUCUUCAAAUACUCCCAUGUUUAUUUGGUGUUAUUGAAUCAAGGAUAAGCAGAAAAAUGAUACACCAAAUGGGGGGUUAUUUGAAAGUAACGGUGAUAGUUGGCAUUAUACUUAGAAUGAUGCUUCGGGUAUGGGCCUAUUCAGGAUUAGUACUUGUGUUUUGCUUUUUGCUUUAUUACAUGUAUGGAGGUAUCCUUGCAUUCACCUUACUUUUCAUGUCAGUUAUGGGUAUAUUAUAUCAUGCUCAGGAUAAUUUUCUGUUUUACCCAGAAGUACCAAGUCAUUCCAGAGUUUAUAUCCCUAUUCCCUCAAUGUUUGGUUUACCAUAUGAGAGUCUGUAUACCAAAGCAUCAGAUGGAACUGUAAUUCAUAUGUAUUUUAUUCAUCAGCCUUUAGAGCGAAGAAAAAAUUCACCCACUUUCUUAUUUUUCCAUGGCAAUGCAGGGAAUAUGGGACAUCGUUUACAGAAUUGUGUGGGAUUAUAUCAUAAUUUGCAUUGUAAUAUUCUUCUAGUCGAAUAUAGAGGUUAUGGACUUUCUGAGGGUAGUCCAACUGAAGAAGGGCUUUACUUGGAUGCUAAAGCAAGCCUCGACUAUCUGUUUACAAGAAAUGAUAUAAAUAAUAAUGAAAUUAUAGUGUUUGGAAGAUCUUUGGGUGGAGCAGUAGCUAUAGAUUUGGCAUCAUGUGAUGAAUAUUCCAUGAAAAUUUGGUGCCUUGUAGUGGAGAAUACAUUUACUAGCAUUCCUGAUAUGGCAAGAGUUAUUUUCGGUUGGAAGCUAUUCCAUUUAUUACCAUUAGUAUGCUACAAAAAUAAAUUUCUUUCAUUGAACAAGAUGAAGUUGCUUCGAGUGCCAUCUUUGUUCAUAUCUGGCCUAGCUGACACUUUGGUACCACCAAGAAUGAUGACAGAUUUGCAUGGCACAUGUGCUAGUUAUGCUAAGCAACUUCUUCAGUUUCCUUCAGGAACUCACAACGAAACAUGGACUUUACAAGGCUAUUAUCAUUCUUUGGCCAUGUUUCUUCAGAAUUGCAGAAUUCAAAACCCCAAAUCUUAUAACAAGGAUGUUUUCAUGAACUAUUCUGAGAAAAAAAAAGAUAGGAUAGAAAUACUUUGAAGAUUGUACAUAAUGUCAUUAAUUCAAUGUAAUAAAAUAUAUUUUUUUAAUUAAUGAUAAAAA